AUGGCUCGCUUCUCGGCCUUCCUUAACCCCGUCCUGGUGCUCUUCAGCUGCGACCUCUGCCUCGUGCGAGCCAACAGGCCACCGUCCCCUGUCAACGUGACUGUGACGCAGCUGAAGGCAAACUCUGCCACAGUCUCUUGGGAUGUCCCAGAAGGAGACGUGGUCAUCGGCUAUGCCAUCUUACAGCAGCGGCAGGAUGGACAGAUGCAGCGCUUCAUCCGGGAGGUGAACACCACCAACCGCGCCUGCGUGCUGUGGGACCUGGCGGAGGAUGCCGACUACAUCAUCCAGGUGCAGAGCAUCGGCCUCUACGGAGAGAGCCAGGCCAGCAAGCGCGUCCACUUCCGCACCCUGAAGGAGACCGACCGCCUCCCUUCCAACAGCUCCAACCAAGGUGAUAUCACCAUGGAAGGGCUGGACAAAGACAGGCAGCUACAGACAGGCGAGAUUAUCAUCAUUGUGGCUGUGCUGCUCAUGUGGGCAGCGGUGAUCGCCCUCUUCUGCAGACAGUAUGACAUCAUCAAGGAUAAUGACUCCAAUAACAACAAGGAGAAGACAAAGCCGUCCUCAGAGCACAGCACGCCAGAGCGACCGAGCGGAGGGCUGCUGCGCAGCAAGAAGAAGUCUCCCUCAGUCAAUAUAAUCGAGGUGUAA
This is a messenger RNA of Indicator indicator, 654 nucleotides long. RefSeq names its product fibronectin type III domain containing 4 (gene FNDC4). Lineage: Eukaryota; Metazoa; Chordata; Aves; Piciformes; Indicatoridae. The record is from RefSeq and is a predicted model, not a curated record. The transcript has 6 exons. Bases 1 to 654 code for a protein of 217 amino acids. Gene Ontology annotation, molecular function: protein binding.